UUUGAGGAUUAUUUAGAAGAUAUUUAUAAACAUCGGUUAGCAUUAGAAAGAAAAUUCCACCCACAAAAAUGUUUGACCAAACAGACAGAGAUUACUGCAGGAAUGAGAGGUGUAUUAAUCAACUGGAUAAACAAAGUUCAUCGUCAACUCGCUUUAAAUCAAGAUACUUUAUUUUUAACUGUAAAUAUUAUAGACAGAAUACUCGCCUUUAAACGCAUUCCGGCUGAUGGUUUGCAGUUGUUAGGGUUAACUUGUUUAUUGCUCGCUUCUAAACAGGAAGAAGUAACACCACCUGAAAUCCAAGAAUUAUUUGAAGUAUCUAAUACUACCUUCAACAGAGAAGAGUUGAAAACAUUAGAGAGACAUAUUUUAAUGGCGAUAGGUUUUGAUCUAUUUAUCCCAACAUCUCAGUACUUCCUAGAACACUUCGCUACUAUCUGUCUGUCAAAAACCUCGGGCUUUGAAAACGAUAAAUUAAGAGAAGCUAGGGCAUUAAGUAGAUGUAUGUUAGAGUUGUCUUUACAAGAUUAUGAUUUAUGCCAAUUUCGACCAUCUUUAAUGGCAUUGUGU
Messenger RNA from Lottia gigantea (owl limpet), 570 nucleotides. RefSeq lists its product as hypothetical. The transcript is spliced from 4 exons. The record is from RefSeq and is a predicted model, not a curated record. Lineage: Eukaryota; Metazoa; Mollusca; Gastropoda; Lottiidae. Gene Ontology annotation, cellular component: cytoplasm; nucleus; centrosome. Gene Ontology annotation, molecular function: cyclin-dependent protein serine/threonine kinase regulator activity. Gene Ontology annotation, biological process: regulation of cyclin-dependent protein serine/threonine kinase activity; mitotic cell cycle phase transition. The annotation marks the transcript as partial.